Messenger RNA from Onychostruthus taczanowskii (white-rumped snowfinch), 3821 nucleotides. Its product is annotated as melanotransferrin-like. Gene Ontology annotation, cellular component: recycling endosome; plasma membrane; early endosome. The record is from RefSeq and is a predicted model, not a curated record. Gene Ontology annotation, biological process: iron ion transport. The coding region runs from base 133 to 2358 and encodes 741 amino acids. NCBI's taxonomy places the organism in Eukaryota, Metazoa, Chordata, Aves, Passeriformes, Passeridae. The transcript has 18 exons.
CGCUGCCGGGCAUGGCGAGUGUGAGGGCGUUUAUUCCUGAGGGAUACGAAGCUUUUGGUCAUCACUGUGGAAUUCCUGGUAUGAGGAGGCAGAGCUUCAGGGUAGAGAGAAGAUCCUUGCUGAACAGCUGUAAUGAUGAAGACAGUGAUUUUAAUUGUCCUAAUCACCUUCUCUUUGCUGGCUUCAGGGAAGAAAUUCCGAUGGUGCACCCUUUCUGACCUGGAACAAAGAAAGUGUGCUGAGCUCUCCAAAGCUCUUACAGCUGUGCUGCCCCUCACUACUGCUGCCAGUUCUUUUACUAGGAUUUCUUGUAUCAGAGCCCACAAUACCUAUGACUGCAUUGAUAAAAUCAGGGCAAAUAAAGCAGAUGCUGCCUCCUUGGAUGCUGGAGAUGUUUACUCUGCUGUAAAGCUGUACGGUUUGGCAGUGGUGGCAAAAGAGAUCUAUGAUCAAGGAAAUUGUGUGUUUGCUGUGGCCAUUGCCAAACGAGGAACUCUGGAUAUGCAGAGUCUGCGAGGUGUGCGCAGCUGUCACAAUGGAGCCAGGUGGACAUCGGGCUGGAAUAUUCCACUUGGCUUUCUCCUUGCAAGAAAUUAUCUUUCCUGGGAUGAGGCCCAACCUCUGAGCCAAGCAAUUAGUGAGUAUUUCAAUGCAAGCUGCAUCCCUGGGGUUGGUGUUGCUGCUCCCCGAUUGUGUGCUCUCUGCCAAGGUCAAAAAUCCUAUGUCAGAGACAGAAACCACUUCUGUGAGACAAGCAGUAAUGAACCCUUCUAUGACUCUGAGGGAGCCUUCAGGUGCUUGAAGGAUGGAGUGGCAGAUGUUGCCUUUUUGGAUCAUCUAAGAAUUAUGAGUGCCACAGAGUCAGAACAACAGGAAUAUGAACUCUUGUGUCCUGAUGGGUCCACAGCUGAGCUGACUGAAUACAGCACCUGUAACCUGGGCAAGGGGCCUGGCCGCGGCAUCGUCACCCGCAACAACUUCCAGAAGGUCACCAACAAAUUUCUUAGCAUGAUCCAGCGCCUCUUUGGGCAUAAAGGAAAGGAAAGAGCCAGAUUUGAACUCUUCAGUUCAGCACCAUUUGGGGGAAAGAACCUGCUGUUCCAAGAUGCCACUCAGCACCUGCAGCUUCUGGAGGAGCAGCUGGAGAUUGCCUAUGUCCUUGGUCUGGAUUAUGUAGCUCUCCUUAAGGGACUCGGCCAUGAAGGGAGCUCUUUGGACAACAGCAUUGUGCGCUGGUGCUGCAUCAGUGAUGCUGAGCUUCGCAAAUGUGAGGAGUGGGCCCUGAACAUCAAAUCCGACCCGUUGGUCUGUGUCCAAGCAACUUCCAUGACCAAAUGCAUUGAAAUGAUCAAGAGUAGUGAGGCUGAUGCGGUCACCCUGGACGCAACACACGUGUACAUUGCAGGGAGAUGUGGGCUGGUGCCGGUAGCUGCAGAAUGCUAUGGGAGAGAUUGUGCCCCAGCAGCUGAGACCAUGGAGAAAACAGGGAAACUAAUUAAUCUUAAGCACAAAGCACUACCACCAGUUUAUGCUGUUGCCCUAGCUAAGAAAAGUGCCAAACAGAUUCACAUCCAUAACCUGAGGGGAAGGCGAUCCUGCCACAGUCACCUGUACAGUCCUGGAGGAUGGUUACUUCUGUCCAGACACACAGUGGGAGCUCAGCAGAACAAUACUGAGAACUGUGAUAUUGCCUCUGCUUAUCAGAAUUACUUUUGGAAGGGCUGCAUGCCAGGAGCAGAUGGGAACCUGUGCAAGGUGUGCAUUGGAGAUGGUGAGGUGGAAGGAGCUCGAGUGUCCAGCAGAUGUGCUGCAAGUCACAACGAGCGUUACUAUGGCAAUAUGGGAGCACUCAGGUGCCUAGUUGGCAAUCCCAGUGGAAGAAGCUUUGGAGAUGUAGCUUUCCUGGAACACUCAAACCUGCUCCAGAACAUAGAGGAUCUGGGCAGCUCUGGUUGGGCAAAAGGUUAUAGCCCCCUUGACUUUGAACUCUUGUGUCCGGAUGGAACACGCGCCGCAGUCACAGAAUGGGCAGGCUGUAACCUUGGCCCCAUUCCCCCCAGCACAGUCAUGACUCGACCAGUCACUGUCACUAAAAUCUCUGACUUCCUACUGAAAUCUCAGGAAUCUCUGGGAAGCAAAUUGGAUUCUGAAUUCCAACUCUUUCAGUCAUGGAAGUAUGGUGAAAGUGAUCUGCUUUUCAAAGACACCACUCAGCACCUUGUUCAUGCAAGUCAAAUGAGCUAUCAGGAGAUCCUUGGAGAGUCUUUCCUUCAGCUGGCAGAAUCAGUGUUUAAUUGCACUCCUGCAGGCAUCUUGGACUUCUGCAAACAGGAUAUCUGUGCAUCCUCAUCCAACUGACAGCUCAUACAGAAGCUCUGCAGAGCACAUAACAUCAGCAUCGUUGCUGAGAACAAGGAAAAUGUGCAAGUCCAACCAAUCCAAAGCAAUCAACAAGGAAACAGUCAUCUCUAGAAAUAUAUGCUGAACACCUUCUUGUCUUUUUUUUUUCCAGCAGAUUUUAUGUUUAUGAUGAUGUAAUACUGCUCAUAUAUCAUCCCUUUCUUUUUUGGAGCACGGCAGCAUGGGGAACAGCACAACCAACAGCACAGAACUAGGAUCAGCAUUGUGGAAAGAGCAGGGCCACUACCAUGGACUAAAAUACAGACUGGUAUGAGUGGUACAGGUUAGUUGGUAGCAUUUUGCCUUGUUUGUCUUAUAAAGUUUCCAUGCAAAUACCCCAAUCAACUGAUACUUUGGUAGUUGCAACAUUGUCUUUCUGUAUCUGUGAUUUUGGUUGCAGCUAGAUAGCCCCUGCUGAAUGCACAUCUAUAUUUCUUCUUAACCAGUGAUUUUUUACUAGCAAAUCAAAACAUUUUUUUCCUCACAAAUAAAUGUAUUAAGACAUUUAAUAGCCAGCAGAACUGGAUGCUUGCAGCAGUGGAUAUUCCCCUUUGCCAGACCAUUACUUUAUAUUGGUGCUUUGAAUUUAAGAUUCUCUGAAAUGUCAAAAUACUAUUUGUCAAUUACACACCACAAGUUUUACAAGCAGAAACUGCCUGAACAUGAUAUGAAGCCUUUUGAACAGAAAUCAUCUGUUCAUCAUCUGUAUGCCAUCUUCUCCCAGUAUGGUGACAGAGCCAAAUCCUCAGGUGCAUUUGCAGCCAGCAAGCUGCAGCCCUGAAGGAGCAGGGGAAAGAGCAGGAUGCUUCUUUAGGCCUCUCAGAUGUUCCUGCCUUUCUUUCCUGGAGCUUCCCUGCCAUCUGUGGGGCCCGUGUGACACUGCACUUGGAAGAAGGCAGCUGAGAACACAGUGAAGAAAUGCAGCUGGCAGCCUAGCUUUGCCAAGACCAGCCUGCAGCUGAUCAGGGAUAAAUUAAAAAUCUGGGUUAUGUACAAGAUGUUAUGGGUUGGGAAGGCAGGGAUGUUGUUUUCUGACACAGACGUUACCGACGCUUACUAGGCCUUGUGGAUGAUCCCGUGCUCCAGCUUUGAUUCACAAACUGUGUGCUGCCCUGCACAGCCCGUGGUACCUGAACCACUGGCCAGCCUCAGCCUUGAAUCUCAGCUCUGAGCUGAGCAGGAACUGUUUGUGCUUUCUGUGCUCCCUGGCUCCUGCUACUCUGCUUUCUGAAGAGAUGGAUGCUGCCUCAGUAUUCUGAAUAGCAGGUGAGAUCAUGCUUAAUCUCUCCCAGGCUGGGAUGAAGGAACACCAGAACUGCUGCUCUGUGUCUCAAUAACAGCACACCCUGUUACCCAGCAGUGCUGAUCUCUUUGGAGAUUUGACCUUUCCCCCCUGCACGUAAGACAUACUAUCAUGCAUA